UGUGUGUGUGUGUGUGCGCGUGCGUGCGUGCGCACACACGCGCGAGCACAUGGUGAGGCAUGCUGCAUCCCAGCUCCCCAACCAGAAAUUGAACCCAGGCCACCGGCAGUGGGAGUGUGGUGUCCUAACCACUGGCGCGCACGCACACACACACCGAGAACCCUGAGCAGCCUUCCGAUGGUACCAAUGCCAUCUCCUGGUAUGACGGUCCACUGGCUACGCAACAAGCUGAUGCUGGGGCAACAACGGGAGGGGCAUUUCCCUGUAACUUCCCGUGAACUUAAUUCCUUCAGAAUACAAGCCCACACCAAAGGCACACCGCAGGGCUUGGCGUAUACACAUCAGAUCACUCUGUGCGUGACUCUGCACGGACAGUCUGGAUCUCCCCGCGGGAAAGUCCAGGGGCCCACAGCACGCCCGACUACGGACUGAGGAAAAAGAGACCGCUGGCCGGAAGGCGGAGCUCACGCGAUCGGCCUGCUCUGAUUGGGCCAUAGAGCUGCCAGUCACAAAGAGAGACAGGCUUGCUUGGGGCUGGAGGGCGGGUCUUCUCAGGAGUCGAGCAUGGUCAUUGGUGAAGCCAGCCGGAAGAGGUGGGCAGGAAGGCGGUACUCCACGGCUUCCGGUGGGCGGCCUGAGGAGGGGAGUGAGAGGCGACGGCCGCGGGGACGCUCAGGGCGGGGCUCGAAGCACGGAAACGGCCCUCCGCUUCGUGUCCCCCCCCCCCUCCAUCUCGCUGCACAGCAGCCUGCCUUCUGGGUCCUGGGCGGGGCCAAAGCCCCGCAGUUCGCUGGGUUGCGCGUCUUUUCCUGGGGAGAGGGCGAAGAGACGCCUCCCCAGAGCCCAGGGCCCUGGACACCUUGGGGAUUCCGUCGGGGCCCCAACACCCGCUCCCGACAGGACUCCCCCUGCUGUACUGAGGGCGGAUGGCCCAGGACAGUGUGUGGCCCGCUGGGAGGGAAUCUUGCCCAAGCACUCCUGUUCUCCAGGACCGCCUAUGGUUGCAGCCCUCAGUGCCUGCUGCCUGCCUCUUCCCUGGAGGUCAAGUCCUGCAGAUGGAGGAUCUGAAGCCUGGAGGGGACCAUUUCAUCCAGAGGCCAUGCCAUCUCUCUCCCCUUCCUCCCUGCAAUCCUUCCUCUCCACCAGGACCUUGUGGGGCUCCUGCUGCACAGCCACCCCCAGGAGGAGCACUUGAGAUCACUUGCCGAAAUGAGAUGUUGCGCCAUGCCCCUGCAGAGUUCUGAUGCCCUGACGAUGGGACUCCUUGUUCACUCCCGUCCAGUUCACCGAUUUGACCACCUGCCCCUGUGGUCACAGAUCAGCAGGCCACACCUCCUGCCUAUGCCCACUGCCCACCACAGAGCAUCCGUGUCUCAGCUCUUGGUCUAGGAUGGCAUGAGACAGAUGCUGGGGGCCCAGGGGUGUCCCAGCCACAGUGGACUGGGUGCCACAGGAGUCAGGUGGGAGUGCUUAGCAGCAAACGAGGGAGGCUGGGGCUCUGGGAGGGGUGAGAAUAUGAGAAGCCA
Messenger RNA from Bubalus bubalis (water buffalo), 1526 nucleotides. RefSeq names its product chromosome alignment-maintaining phosphoprotein 1. The coding region runs from base 565 to 1068 and encodes 167 amino acids. Lineage: Eukaryota; Metazoa; Chordata; Mammalia; Artiodactyla; Bovidae. The transcript has 3 exons. The record is from RefSeq and is a predicted model, not a curated record.